AUGCGGCGCGUGGUUUCACCUUCAGAGCGGCUCGGCGCGCCCUUCCCCGAACGCUGCCGCCGCCGGCCGCGCAGGAGGUGAUCUGUGCCUUGUGCUUACAAAGCACGCAGAAAUAAAUUGGUGCUGUGGACUCUGUGGAGCGGCUGAAGGAAGCAUUACCCCGAGGAUGAAGCAAUAGAGCCCCUCUCUGCAGAACCGCAUGAUUGAGAACGCGGUCCAGCCCUGCUCUGCUGCCGGACAUGCUUCUGUCCUCCUGCCCCGCUUACCCCCUGCUGCAGUGAUACAGAUGGAUCGUGGCAGAGAGGCAGAAAUGGAGUUACGGAGAUCCUCCAGCCCUGGCAAGCUAAGCAAGAACGACGUGGAUGCUGACAAGACCAUGUGCCACAGCUGCUGCAUCUGCGGUAAAAGUUUCCCUUUUCAGAGCUCCCUGUCGCAGCACAUGAGGAAGCACACAGGUGAGAAGCCCUACAAAUGCCCUUACUGUGAUCACAGAGCUUCCCAAAAGGGCAACCUGAAGAUUCACAUCCGCAGUCACAGGACAGGCACUUUAAGUCAGGGGCACGAGGCAGAGAUGGGAGAGGCACAGCUGGGGGAGAUGGGCGUUUCUGAGGGCCUUGGCGGGUGCACCAGCCCCACUAAAAGUACGUCUGCCUGCAACAAGAUCUUGAACGGUACCACUCAGGUUGAUAGCAGCAAGAUCUUGUUGAGAAGCAGCAAGAAGGAGGUCACAGAGAUGGCACCAGCUGAGGAGGAUGACAAGCUGACCUCUUACCAGUGCACCUUCUGCAAAAACAAAUUUGAAGGGAAGAAGGACCUGGAGCAGCACCUGCACCAAGUCCACAAACCAUUCAAGUGCAGGCUGUGCAGCUACAUGACCCUGAGGGAGGAGACGCUGUUAAACCACAUAGAGAAAGACCAUAUAACAGCUCAGGUCCCCAAUGGGGAGACCUACACCGAGAACUGCAAGAGCGAGCUGAAUGUGGGCGAGUUCCCAUGCGAAGUCUGUGGUCAGACCUUUAGUCAAACCUGGUUCCUGAAAGCUCACAUGAAAAAGCAUAGGGGGUCAUUUGAUCACGGGUGCCAUAUUUGUGGCAGGAGAUUCAAGGAGCCCUGGUUUCUCAAAAACCACAUGAAGUCGCAUGGCCCCAGGUCUGGGAGCAAAAACAAACCAAAAAAUGAUUUGGAGCUGAUUGCCACUAUCAAUGAUGUGAUACAAGAGGAGACAAUUGUGACCGGCCUGUCUCUGUAUGAAGUUUGCACCAAGUGUGGAAAUCUGUUUACAAAUAUGGAAAGCCUGAAAGUGCAUAAUGCUGUUCACUACCGUGUGCAGCCGGGCAGCACCGGGGAUAAAGCUGAAGGCUUGACUGAUGGGAGCCUUGGCUCCUCGGUAACCAAGCAGUUUUUCUUGCAGUGUCUCAAUCUACGGCCAUCUGUAGGGCUGGAUAGAGUUACGAGAGGACAGCCUGGGAAAAGAGUAGCUGAGCUGGAUCCGGUCAGUAGCUACCAAGCUUGGCAGCUGGCCACCAAAGGAAAAGUAGUAGAGCCCUCAGAGUAUGUGAAGUAUGUGGGAUGGGAUGAGGCCCUGGCAGAUGCAGACGUGACUUACGACAAGGAUAAGAGGGAGUAUAUCCUUGUCAACCAGGAGAAGCGCAAGCGAGACCAGGACUCACCCAGCAACCCCAAGAAGAAGAGCUGCACCGGUGGGCGCCCGGAGAAAGCCAGCAGUGUCCCAGCGGGGGAGAGCUGCCCGCCUGCCCCCGGGGAUCUGGACUAUCGCCCUGCCUCGCGGCAGAGCCGCCGGGGCGCCCAGAACAAGUCCACGGAGUGCUUUGAGUGCGGGAAGAUCUUCCGCACCUACCACCAAAUGGUGCUGCACUCGCGGGUGCACCGCAAGGAGCGCAGGAGCUGCAGCGAGGGCGGGACGGCCGCCCAGCCCGACCGCUACGGCUCCAGCAGCGAGGAAGGGGACUCGGGCUCCGUCAGCGGGCCCAGCACCCCCGGCUCUGCAUCCGCCCCGGAGGACUCGGCCACCUCUGGCUUGGGAGAGGAGGGCGCUGAGGAGAGCUCGGAGGAGGGAGCGGCCAAUCCCUUGCUAGAUGGAAAGCCAUACCACUGCAACUUCCCCGAAGAGGAAACCCCAAUGAUAACAUCUCAGUUGGAUGAACUCCCAAAACUGGGAGGCCACAACGCCAGAGAGAAUGAAGCCAGGGAAUCUAAACCAGAGAUUCCUGCUCUGGUCUCAGCACUGGAGAGUGUCAUCAAGGAACCCUUUUCAAAAUACCAUGGUUCUACAGACAUAAAGAUGCCAGUAUUUCAUCAUGGCCAAGGGCUUCCUUGCUCCAGUCACGUUGCUGGCUUUGCUUCUGGCAUGGGCCAGACAUCUUUAGACAUGGUCAUGGACUUGAAAACGUCACUUGAAGUGCAGGCUAGUCGUGCUAGAGAAAAUUUGCUAGACUUGCACAGGGAGCAUCCUCUGAUAGAAAAAGGUGCUGAAGCUCUAGAGGUAGCUCCACUUGAUUUGAGUGAAAAAUCAUCAAGGGAUAGUUCAUGCAAUAAAUAUCUCAAUACAUCCUUGCAGGCUGCUUUAAUUGUCUACCCGUGUCCUUUCUGCAGUCACAAGACCUACUACCCUGAAGUCCUGUGGAUGCACAAAAGAAUUUUGCACAAAAUCAGCUGUAACUCGAUGGUACCCCCGUGGGUUCAACAAAACGGAUUCAAGAGUAUUAAAACCAACCUGGUCUUUCUGGCGAGGAGUGGGCGCACUGGCCCCCCUCCUGUUCUCGGUGGGAAGGAAUGCCAGCCUUUGCCCAUUGCCAGAUUUACACGUACUCAAGUGCCAAGUGCGUUGCCAGGUUCCAAAGCCAGCUCCCUUUCUGUCGGGAUGGCUGCAAAGUCUGGGAGUACGCAUCCAUCAAAGGACAGUCACGCGCUCGGCCACUGUGCCUCACGUGUGUCAGGCCUGGAUGGGUACAGACAGCCCAAGGUAAACCAUUCCCAGGAGCAGUACAGCAUAGCAGCACAACAAAAAAGCAAAUACGAAGCAAAUUCCAAACUCACACAAAUGGGAAGCUAUGGCAGAAGCGUAACACCUGCUCAAACAGUCAUAUCCAGGCCUGGCACGCAGCCCACCAACAGUAAGCAGGUGGAGAAGUAUGUGGUUCCCCAAGGAAGUACUGGUUUUGCCUCUCCAGGUAAGCACUGUGCAUCCGACUCCAUGAAGGCCAAAUACACCCCCCCGCUGCAGUACCACGCCCUGUGUAAGAGUGAGCAGUACCCUAAACACGAAGAGCCGUCCGUGCCUCAGAGGGAGCCUCACGUCAAGGCUGGGAAUGAGAUGAGGACAUUGGCAAACUGCACAGCAGUUGCACGAGCCAGUCCAGUGCUGCAGCCUCAGCCUGGUGCCGUGGGAGUUCCUCCGGCUUUACACUCCAGCAAACAGGAUCUGGGAUCAGAUGGGCAUGAGAAACAUUUGGACAUUUUAAAUAUCUUUAAAACAUACAUUCCAAAGGACCUUGCUUCACUGUACCAAACCUGUGGUGCCAACAGCCCUGUCCUAGAUCACACAGGGAUGCUCAGGACACAAACACGCCAAGGAGACUGUGUCUGCAGAGAAUGUGGAAAAUGCUUUACCCAACCCAGCCACCUCAGGACUCAUCAGAGGUCCCACACAGGGCAGAGACCACGGCAGCGCGGAGCUCAGCCACAUGCUGCACCUCCGGAAGGGAACCUAGAUCCCGGGCGGAGGAGCCCCGGCAGCCGCCGCGCUCCAGAGCAUCCAUCCCCUGCCAGCCAGGCCCACACCCGGAGCGGCUGCGCCGGGCUGGGAGCAGGCUCUGCCAGCAGCGGGGUGCCCCUGUGCUGUUAAUCAUCCUAAAACAAAUGAAGAUGCUACACAAGAUAUAUAUAAAUUGACAUACUAAUCAGUCCCAUGGUUCCUUAUUUCCUUGAUAAUAAACAGUGGAGUUGGCAAGCACCGUGGCGGCACAAGGCGUCUAUAUUAAUCAAGAGAAGUUUGAGACACUGGAAAAAUUAAACUUUAUGUGAUUUGGACAGCAUGAAGAAGUUAAGCACUGUAACAAAAACCUCCCUGAUGCUCACAAUGACUGUUUGAUACAUUUGAAAAACAGCAGUGGAUUCGAGGGCUGGAGAAGUAUUAAUUAAUGAAACUGCCACUGCCUGUCAUGCUGAAAAGCAAAUUAAAAAAAAACCACAACAACAGUGAGAGGAAGAAUGGGGGGUGCAGGGAAAAGGUGGCAUUCGGUGCUGAGAAAGCAAUGCUUGAUGAAGGAUUAAAGGGACUAAAGAGAAAGACCGUCAUUCUGCAAUGGUUUGUUUCAUUACAGUUUGGGGACCACUUGCAUUUCUAGUGCUCUCGCUCUUGACUGCGCACCAUUAAUAGUAUGUGAAUAUGGAAAUUGAAACACUUCCCGAGAAAAGCUUCUAUUCUGCUUUGGAAAAGAAAAGCUAGUUGAACACUAAGGAAAAAACCAGGCUUCUGUGUUUUACUCUCAGGACCUUUUUUGUUGUAACAGGGCUACUUUCUUCAACCUGGUCACAAAGGAAGUCUUCACUUAAUGAAAAAAUAAAAAGGAGAAAAUAAAACAUUCAGCUGUCUAACACCGCUGAUCUGUCUGUUUGGAAGAGAAAAGGUGUCACUGAAUGGAUUCAGGCAGCCCUGGGGUCAUAAGGUGCUCUCUGCUCCUGCCUUUGGUUCAGCAGACCAGCUGCUGCUCCUCCUCCUUGGGCCCACUGAUGUUCUGGAAAGAGGAGGAACUUCUUUUGUGGUGGCAGGUUAAUGUUCAUAUAAAUGUGUCAUGUCUUGUACUUGGUGAUCACUGGUGGUGUUAGGAAAAAAAAAAAAAGAAAAAAAAAGCUUUAUAUACCUCUUCUACAGUAACUCUUUAACUGCAAGUUUUCAAGGUGGGGUUGUGGCACAUAACAGGUUGUUAAACCAUGCAGUGUAAGCAAUUAAAAAUGUAUUCCACAGAUAUAAAUAUUUUCUUUUCUUAUUGCUGUGACACUAUGUGUGAUGGUAAUAUUUCUGAAAGUUUCAGAUUUUGCACAUAUAAUUUUAUGCAUUAUCAAAAGUUACUGCUGCCUUGAAAGAAAAUGUUCUGUGAAAAUUUUUGCAAAAGCUUUACUAGUUUGUUUGUUUUUUUUAAAUUGUAACAUUUUGUAAAGGCAGGAAAUGGAAUUAAACUACUAGCAUGCUAAAUAUAUUUUUCAAAAAAGCAAUAAUUUUACAUGUACAGAAAUGAUGCUAACCUUUAAUACAGGUGAGACCACAGUUUACUUAAUACAGUAAUGGGAUAGUGCUGUUUUUGUAGAAAUGGGCUUCUGACAACAGAUUUGUUAAAAAAAAAAAGGCAGAAAAAAACCUUAAAACGUGAUCUUUCUGUUCUAGCAGUUCUGUUCUAACAGGUGGGUGGGAGGGUGCUUUUUAAAGAAAAUCUAGUCAGCAAUUUGGGCUGGAUACUACUUGUUACUUGUUUUGAAUUACUUGACAGGUUUUGUCACUUUGCAACAUUUGCAACAAUGCAAAUUAACUUUCUUACUUAUUUUUUUCAAACUGGAUUUUCCUUAUGCUAUUACACGAGAUGUGAACCAGAGUUCUCUGUAAGUCUCGGUGUAGUUAGGAAUGUCUGUGCAAGUACUUAAAAGUGAUUGUAAUUAACUGUUCUGUGAGGUUAUUUUGAGGGAGUUCGCAUAGACACAUUCCAUUGUACACCAAAAAAAAAAGAAAAAAAAGAAAAGAAAAAGUUAAAUAUUUUGCUGUGUUACUUAAUGAUUAUCAUUUUGGGUUUGCACUAGCUUUCUCUUUGGUUUUGAUUUUUUUUAAUUACUUUUUUUUCUUUUGUUUUGUUGCUUUUCUGAGUCAUAUUUUCCAUGAGAGAAAGUAAUGGUGACAGUUCAGGAAUGCAAAAAAGCUAGUUGCUUAACCUGUUUGUUUGUGGUUUAGUUAUUAAAAACUCUUCUAUACCCAAAAUGGCACAAAAGUGUAGUGUACAUUUGUAAAUUCUCUCUUUUUUUAAAUUGUAUUUUUUUUUGGCAAGCUGAACUAGAAAAUCUGAGUUAAUAUUUAGAGCCAAAAUCUUCUUUCUGGAAUUUUCUUCCCGAAUUCUUGCCAGAGAAGCUAGUGCUGUCACUGCCAUUGCCAGGGUACUAAUCAGCAAAGUUUACAAUCAUAAUUUAGCUUCAUGAAGAACAACAGUAGGGGAAAUCAGUUUAAAUAAUUAUAUGCUGUGUAUGGCACAGAAGUGAGAUUUUCACUUAAUUAAACAAGAAAUAAGAGUGGGUGGGGGAAAACCAACCUUAAGGACCAUCUGUUUUUGAAAGUGAAUCCCACGAUUUCUGGGUUUUUUUUCUUUAUCAUUGUAUUGUAUUGAUUUGUUAUUUUAGUUAGACCAUAGUAUUUAAAAUGAGUUGUGUUCUUAUUUAUUUAGUCAAAUGGGCUUUGAUCAGCUCUUUUAAGCAACGUGAUAAGUUUUUUUGGCAUGACACACUCCUGUAAAGCCCUUUUAUGACUGUUACAGGGACUUUCUACUACCUCUACCAAUCUACUGUUUCUUCUUCUUAACAGGUUUUUAUGGUGUUGCAAGUCUAAUGUAACUUAGACAAUAAAGGGUUUGAUUAUCUACACUGCA
Molecule: messenger RNA, 6644 nt
Organism: Melospiza melodia melodia
Lineage: Eukaryota; Metazoa; Chordata; Aves; Passeriformes; Passerellidae
Gene: ZNF516
Product: zinc finger protein 516
Exons: 5
Coding region: 200-3865 (1221 amino acids)
Biological process (GO): regulation of DNA-templated transcription
Cellular component (GO): nucleus
Molecular function (GO): RNA polymerase II cis-regulatory region sequence-specific DNA binding; DNA-binding transcription factor activity, RNA polymerase II-specific
Source: RefSeq, a predicted model, not a curated record